UUAGUUGCAUAAAUGUGUAUAUAUACUUGUAUUAUAGCUACUUUAAGAAGGCCUACUUGGACCGAAAUUUUUUUCAGCCUUGUAUUCAACAUCAACAUUAUGACUUUUGAACUGAAUUUCAUGAAAUGAGUAGGCCUUGAAACAAAGUUCGAAAUAUUUGGUAUAAAAGAGGGUUUCUGUUCCUCCGAGAAUCAGUUUCUGCCUGCCUUCAAGGCAAAGAGGUUCUCACUUUAAUCGUUUUAUUUAAUUUUGUUUUUUAUUAUUUUCCCUUUGAUUUCUUGAGUAAUAAAGGAAAUCUUUUGCGCUUUCAAAUAAUUUCAUGCUGAAUUCUUCCUACUGAUUUUUUUAUAUUUUAUUUUAUUUUAUUUACAAUUCAUGCAUUUGAUCAGUUCCACUGCAGUGGGAAAAAAAGAAACUGCAGAUGAGAUACGACGGCUGCUGUUACUCGAAAACUACAAUACAGUCUUCGAGUAACAGCAGUCAGUCGAAUCUCUUCUCCGGUUUCUUCUUUUUUUUUGUUGCAGUGGAACCUAAUUCCCUCACGCUUUGGCUUCUCGUGGUUCUUAUUUUAAUUUUAAAGUUUAUUUUUGAAUAACUAUUUUUUACUUUUUUUUUUAUUUCAAUGGACUAUAAUUACCUCGGGCUUUGGUAUACUUUAGAACGUUAUUUAAUUUUUCCACCUAUUUUAUUUUUGAUUUAUUCGUUUUUUUAUUUAGAGCGCAGUGGGCUCUACUUACGACGCAUAUGAUGCUCUGGUUUAAUUAUUUUAUCAAUAUUUUUAUUAUAAGCUUUAAUGGCAAAUGUGAUAGUAGGAAUUAAUGAUAAUUCCUUGUUAACUUUGUUUUUAAUUUUUAUUAUACACGUCCUUGUGUCCUUUACUUAAUCUUAUUAAUUUAAUUUUUUAAUUUAUAGUCAUUUUUUUUCAACAUUCUAUUCUUUUCGGUAAAAUGCAAUUGUCUCUUAUGGCUUUAAAAAAACCGUUUCGUUUUAUUAUUUCUUUAUUCUAAAAUAUUUUAUAUUUUUCUGCUCAAGGAGCAGAUGCUUCAAGAUGAGGUAUUCUGGGGACUAAUCUACCAAGUCGGAGGGCAAGUCCACAGAAUCUAUGGUGGAGGCAGAGCACCUGAUGUCAUCUGGUGGAGAUUCCCUGAUCGCCACACUGCCUCGAUAUGUCUGAUUGGUCCAAUUCCAGGAGGACGGAGGUGUCUUUGAGCAGAAAUUCGUCCAGUUGGGUGGCCUCCUCCAGGAUAACGGCCAUCACACCGAAGGGCGCCGAAAAUACAGGCGCUGAGCUGGCGGAAGGGAGCUGCCAAGGUGUGCAGCUGCAUCCUGGCCAGGGAGGGACUCGUCCACCUCUAUACCAAGCGCUGCAGCUGGAGGAGCAGGCGCAGCUGGCCAUGCCAGUGGUUGGCAUCGAAAUUAAGGGUUUUCUGGAGCUGCUUGGGGAGGAAAGUUUAAAUUUCUUGCAGGCCCUUCAGUUCCACCACAAUGCCCCUGAACUCGGCCAGAGCUUGCUCCUGGCUGACAAAGUUGGCCACCAUCAGGGCGGCUCUCUCGCGGGUCUUCAGGUCAUGGAAGCGGCAGAUCUUUAGCGGGAAAGGAACAAACUCGCCCAGCUGGAAGGAAGUGCACAAAAGGAUAUAUCAGACGAAUGGAAAUGAAUCUUUAAAGGGAGUACUAGGUUAUACAACAAUUUAGAUGUCCUUUAGCCUAAGCUCUAUGCUAUUAUAACCAAAAGAAUAAAUGUUCCCAUAAGUCUUAAAUGAAGUUUAUUUUUUUCUGGUAAAGAUGUACUUGACCAUCAUCUCUCCAGGGAGAGAGUCUAGCUACAACAUCGAAGAUCUUAAGAUAAAUAUAAUUUAAGGAUUUAGCAUGGUCGCUGAUAUAAAUAGGCUAGUAUAUAAGCUAGUAAAUUUCAAGAUUGAAUAAAUAUUAAUGUUGAUUGGAGAGAGAUACAUAUUCAUUAGAUGGGAGUGGUGCCGUCUUCUAGGUCAGUGUCAAUGGAUAAUUCUUUAUAACACUUUUAACAAAAGGAAGGUAGUUCUUUCCUAAAAAUAAAAUCAUGCGCAUCAUGUCGAAUCUUAACGUUAUCUUGAGAAGAAAUAGUAUAAUUUUCAAGAGAUGUCUUUGAUUGAAACUCUUGUAUUGUUCUGAUGGCUUGUUCCAUAUUUUCAUGUGAUGGGACCUUAAUAUAUUUUUGAUCUAAUUGAAAUAGCCUUCGUGGUUUUUGUUUAUUUUAAAGAAUUUGUGUGAGUUACAUACAUAUUUGCUUCUUAGUGGAGACUGUUAUUUCUGCAAUAUCGCCUUGA
Molecule: messenger RNA, 2306 nt
Organism: Drosophila ananassae
Lineage: Eukaryota; Metazoa; Arthropoda; Insecta; Diptera; Drosophilidae
Exons: 2
Coding region: 1167-1589 (140 amino acids)
Source: RefSeq, a predicted model, not a curated record